Molecule: messenger RNA, 1110 nt
Organism: Phragmites australis (common reed)
Lineage: Eukaryota; Viridiplantae; Streptophyta; Magnoliopsida; Poales; Poaceae
Product: gamma-glutamylcyclotransferase 2-2-like
Exons: 9
Coding region: 222-878 (218 amino acids)
Biological process (GO): glutathione catabolic process
Cellular component (GO): cytoplasm
Molecular function (GO): gamma-glutamylcyclotransferase activity; glutathione specific gamma-glutamylcyclotransferase activity
Source: RefSeq, a predicted model, not a curated record
CCUACUUCCCCCCUCCCUCUUUCUUCUCCGAAUCCCCAGGCAGGCCGACGAGGAGGAGGGCGGACGAGGCAGGACCGGGCGCCAGGGCUCGGGUCGGAAGAGGCCCAGGAGCAUCCCAGUCCCAGAUCCCUCCUCCUGCCCCAGCCCGUGCCCGUCGGCGCGCCGUUCUUGCCGCGCGCCCUCCGCUUGCUCCCAGGGUUAUCAAAUAAAGAAGCUGCAGGAUGGUGCUGUGGGUCUUCGGCUACGGGUCCCUGAUCUGGAACCCUGGCUUCGACUUCGACGAGAAGAUCCUGGGGUUCAUCAAGGGCUACAAGCGCACAUUCAAUCUUGCUUGCAUUGACCAUAGAGGCACACCGGAGCAUCCGGCGAGGACCUGCACGCUUGAAACCGACGAGGAAGCCAUAUGCUGGGGAAUUGCAUAUUGCGUCAAGGGUGAUCUAGAAAAAGAGCGAGAGGCAAUGCAGUACUUGGAGAGAAGAGAGUGUGAGUAUGACCAGAAGAUCUCUGUUGAUUUCUACAAGGAAGGAGAUUUCCUGAAACCAGCUGUGACGGGUGUAUUAGUUUUUGUAUCCACUCCUGACCCAGUAGGCAACAAGUACUAUCUUGGCCCUGCUCCUUUGAAGGAUAUGGCAAGGCAAAUUGCUACAGCCAAUGGCCCCAAUGGCUAUAAUAGGGACUAUCUGUUCUCAAUGGAGAAGGCAUUGGCCAACAUAAGCCAUGAAGAUGAUUCGAUCAUCGAGCUAGCUAAUGAGGUGAGGAAGGUGCUGAACAGAACGAAGGAGACGAAGAUCACCGGUUCCGAUGCAUCCCUGAAAUCCCAUGCUCCUCUUGUACCCCUGUCUGCACUUCCCGAAGGAACUGUUGUGGACUCGAGAUAGCAAGAUCCUGGAGGCCCAGCUGGACCGAGAAAGAGAUCAAAUUUCCUGACCGUACUCAACUCUUUUGUUCGAGGGCAUACCAUACUCACGAUGUUGUACCGUUUUAAAGAGCUGGAUUUUGCUUCAGCUCUGGCAUGUUUGUGACCGUUGUGUACUGAUUUUCCUUUGCAACAAUUGUGGUGAGGCUGUUGCUUUGAGCGCAAAUGAUAAAGCCUACUCUAAGUUUUCCCUA